This is a messenger RNA of Penicillium alfredii, 1662 nucleotides long. RefSeq lists its product as uncharacterized. NCBI's taxonomy places the organism in Eukaryota, Fungi, Ascomycota, Eurotiomycetes, Eurotiales, Aspergillaceae. The coding region runs from base 1 to 1662 and encodes 553 amino acids. The record is from RefSeq and is a predicted model, not a curated record. The transcript has 2 exons.
AUGGAGCUAUCCCAUCUCACGCGCCCUGCGAUAUUGGGUCAGUGUGUUCGCUGCUCCAGCUCGCUGGCUGCGCUGGAGAACGAAUGGGCCCGCCUGUCCAAUUCCUAUUCCGUUGCGACGGGUUGGCUGAGUGUGGAGCUCCACCGCAUCUCUGUUUCCUCGGAGCGCAAGCAGAUCCCACAAACUUCGGACAUGAGUCCUCUGCGAGGGCGCAUUGUUCAAGAGCUGGUCUGCAAAUUGUGUCAUCAAAAAUUGGGGGUCCUUUGUCCGCUGGACAAUGGGUCAAAUAUUUUGUGGAAGAUGUCAAAGGUGGCUUUUAGAGAGAUUGUCACUAUGAGAACAGUGGAACCCCUCUUUAAGGAGGGAGCGCUCGACCGAUUGCUUUGCCCGCCCCCCAAAGAACCUUCGCGGCGAGAUCGCACAUCCUUCACAAAUGGCGCAUUGGUACCCAGUGACCCAACCGACCUCGUCAGUCUCGAUCCAUACAUGCAGCAACAGAUGCUUCACCAAGGGAGAAAUAUCGAUCAGAUCUCGAGCUCGGUGAACCACCUACAGGAUACUAUGACGGACCUUAAGCAAUCAUUUACGGCCCUUCGGAUUGAACUGAAUAGCCCCAGCCGAGCCUUUGAAAACGGUCCAAUCGCAGGGCAUAAUUUCGACAUGAUCGCCACGGUGUUGAAGGAGCUCAAGUCAAAGUCAGAAGAGAUCGAAAAGUUAAAGUUGGAGAUUGAAGCCCUGAAGCUGAAGAACCGUAUCAUGGGCGACAACAAACCGCAGAAACCGGGCUCUUUUCUGGCUUCAGAUGAUUUCCUACCCGAAGUCCGGAGUCCAGGCUUGCUGCAAGCAGGCCGGAAACGCGCUUGGCCCGAUGCGUUCUUUAAUGAAUAUACGGAGCCAAUUCCAGACUCGAUUGAUGACACGGAGGACAUGCUGGAUGAUCUGGCGCUUGCAGACACGCCAAACCAACCGCUAGGCUUACCUACUCAGGACUCGCAAAAGGCACAGGAUCAACCAGAUUACGACUUUCCGCAGCUUCAAAUCGAGCCUAGCAGGCGAUCGGGAGCAAAGUCGGCCCCCAAGGAAUCUCCGCUUAAGGCUAAUUCACAUCAGAGCAUGACCAAGCGUCCCCGUCUGACACACCCCAACGACGGGCCAUCUCAAACGGAGUCUACGGGUGAGAAGAGGCGAGCUGGACGGCCCAGAAAAUCCUCCACUCGAUCCACCAAGCCCACCAACGCGCAAACUCCAGAAACAGCCCCAUCUGCCACGCAACAGGAAAUCCCUGAAUCUCACACGGAAGAGCGGGUUCCGAUCUCAGACCCAGUCCCCAGCGCACAAUCAAACCGGCGGCGACGUCCGUCUCGUCGCAGUACACGUUCACAGUCUCGGGGACCAUCUCGUGCCGAUGGUCCAACUGAAACUGGGGGAAUGGAGCAGACAGCACAAGACCCUAUGCAGAUGACUGCGGAUGGCGAGCACGAUUCCCACAACACCGAGCACAACGAAUCUGGUUCCCGAAAUGAGGGAUCUGUCAAUGGUGCCAAUAGCAACUCGCACGCGGAAAUGAACGAGAAGCGCAAAGCCAAGGUCGCGGCGCGGGACACCAUGACUCGAUUGGCUAUGCAACGCGAAGAAGCGAUGGAGACCGAGCAGGCGCGGUGA